AUGGGCUUUUCUUACGGUGGCACCGGAAUCAUAAUCGUCGGAGUUAUUCUGAAUGAUUUUAUGAGAGCUGUUUGUUCUUUUCUUGAUCCAACUCGUUUGUUUGGUGUUUAUUCUUGGGGAAGCUUAAACAACAUUCCGAUGGACGAUAUGCUUCCGGCAACGAAGUUCAAGGAUAUGUCACGGGUGAAUCCGCCGGAGAGCUGCCGGAUAUGUCAAGAUGAGUUCGAUGGUGGCGACCAGGUCCGGUGUUUAAGGAACUGCGUUCAUGUUUUUCACAAGACGUGUAUCGACCGUUGGAUCCAUGACGAUAAAAUGACAUGUCCUUUGUGUAGGACCCCAAUCAUUCCUGAUUUCUAUUUUCUUCGCUUGACUUCAGACCUGCAGUCACGCAUUUCUGAUACAUGUAAGGAACAAGGUAAAUAUGGAGACAAAACAGUCCUUCAGACUCGUGUCGAGGGAAAACGUUGGUAUUCUCACUCUGAUCGUAUCAUCCGUCGAGAUGGUAAACCAAAAUCUUGGAGUUCCAAUGGAGGUCGUAAUGCCUCUGAGCCGUAUUACCGAAGUGAAAGAGUGGAGUGGCGUGAGAAGAGUAGGGAUAGGAAUGCUUGGGAGGAGAUAAGCGAUCGCCAUGUUGUUUCAUCUGAACAAACUAGGAAGAAGACUAUAGACAGGAGUGCCUGUGGGGAUCAUGCUCCUGAUGAGACCGGAAGCUAUUGUUCUCCUCGGGACGAGAUAAGUGAUCGUCGUGUUGUCGUUUCACAUGAACAAACUCAGAAGAUGAGUACGGACAGAACUUCUCGAGGUGAUAUCACAUCUUCUAGCUCUCCUAUGUUUUGUUCCUAUGAUCAAACUAAGGCGAUAGCAAUUGGAGAAGCUUCAUUUGAUCCUUGA
Messenger RNA from Eruca vesicaria subsp. sativa (arugula), 891 nucleotides. Lineage: Eukaryota; Viridiplantae; Streptophyta; Magnoliopsida; Brassicales; Brassicaceae. The record is from the annotation of a GenBank genome assembly.